Molecule: messenger RNA, 1722 nt
Organism: Fulvia fulva
Lineage: Eukaryota; Fungi; Ascomycota; Dothideomycetes; Mycosphaerellales; Mycosphaerellaceae
Product: Methylmalonate-semialdehyde dehydrogenase [acylating], mitochondrial
Exons: 2
Coding region: 1-1722 (573 amino acids)
Biological process (GO): L-valine catabolic process; thymine catabolic process
Cellular component (GO): mitochondrion
Molecular function (GO): methylmalonate-semialdehyde dehydrogenase (acylating, NAD+) activity; malonate-semialdehyde dehydrogenase (acetylating, [NAD(P)+]) activity
Source: RefSeq, a predicted model, not a curated record
AUGGCAGCUCGACGCGCGAUCUCGAGCCGCACACUGCAGAGCUUGACCCUUCGACCGACUGUCACCAGAGCUUCACGAGUCGUCAGCAAGAUGCCGCAGAACGGCAACGAGACUGCCAAUGCCGUGCGAAGGCUCCAUGCCACAUCGCAGCAACUUGCGGCUACCACUACAGCAGCAUCGUCUCCGCAGCAAUACCCUACGACUCACGAGAAGGUUGACCAGCCAUUGAACACCCAGAACUUCAUCGACAACAAGUUCGUGGCCUCGGACGCUACGCAAUGGAUCGACCUCCACGACCCAGCGACCAACAACCUCGUCACUCGCGUCCCACAAUCUACAGAUGCCGAGCUGAAGGCUGCCGUGGACAGCGCCCAGAAGGCGUUUCCAGGAUGGAAGGCAAUGAGCGUGCUGGCAAGACAACAGAUCAUGUUCAAGUACACGGCACUCAUUCGUGAGCACUGGGACCGUCUUGCGGCGAGCAUUACACUGGAACAGGGCAAGACCUUUGCAGAUGCCAAAGGUGAUGUUCUGCGUGGUCUGCAAGUCGCAGAGACUGCUUGCGGUAUUACGACUCAGAUCACUGGCGAGGUGCUCGAGGUCGCAAAGGACAUGGAGACCCGCUCGUACAGGGAGCCAUUGGGUGUCGUUGCUGCCAUCUGCCCAUUCAACUUCCCGGCUAUGAUCCCACUCUGGACUAUCCCAAUUGCAACCAUCACUGGUAACACCUGCAUCAUCAAGCCUUCCGAGCGUGACCCAGGAGCUUGCAUGAUCCUCGCCGAGCUUGCUGAGAAGGCUGGCUUCCCACCUGGCGUUGUCAACAUCAUCCACGGCUCAGCCAAGACCGUCGACUUCAUCAUCGACGAGCCACGCAUCAAGGCCGUCUCCUUCGUCGGCUCCAACAAGGCUGGUGAGUACAUCUACAGCCGCUGCAGCGCCAACGGCAAGCGUGUGCAAGCCAACCUGGGAGCCAAGAACCACUGCGCAGUCCUUCCAGAUUGCAACAAGAACCAGGCUCUCAACGCCAUUGCCGGUGCUGCGUUCGGUGCAGCAGGCCAGCGAUGCAUGGCUCUUUCCACCCUCGUCUUCGUUGGCGAGACCAAGGACUGGGCACCAGAGAUCGCCGAGCGUGCAAAGGGUCUCAGCAUGAACGGUGGUUUCGAAGAGGGCGCAGAUCUCGGUCCAGUCAUCUCACCACAAGCCAAGGAGAGAAUCGAGAGCCUUAUCGCCAGCGCCGAGAAGGAGGGCGCAACCAUUGUCCUUGAUGGACGAGGCCAGAAGCCAGAGAAGUACCCCAACGGCAACUGGGUCGGCCCCACCAUCAUCGCCAACGUAACCAAAGACAUGACCUGCUACAAAGAAGAAAUCUUCGGCCCCGUCCUCGUCUGCCUCAACGUCCAAACCCUCGACGAAGCCAUCGAACUCAUCAACGCCAACGAAUACGGCAACGGAACCGCCAUCUUCACCUCCAACGGCGCCACCGCCGGCAAGUUCCAGAAAGAGAUCGAGGCCGGACAAGUUGGGAUUAAUGUCCCUAUCCCAGUGCCGUUGCCAGUGUUCAGCUUCACGGGCAACAAGAAGAGUAUCGCGGGUGGAGGUGCAAAUACGUUUUAUGGAAAGAGUGGGUUGCAGUUUUAUACGCAGCAGAAGACGGUGACGAGUUUGUGGAGGAGUGAGGAUGCGACGAAUACGAGGGCUAGUGUUAAUAUGCCGACGCAGUCGUAG